AUGGAGAUUCCCAAUAGGACUGCUGUGGAGGAAUUCAUUUUGCUGGGCUUUGGAAUUGGGCAGAAGGAGCGCUUCCUACUCCUUAUUUUUUUCGCCAUUCUCUACAUACUCACUUUGGGUGAGAACAUCGUCAUCACUGCAGUAGUGCUCCUAGACUCCCACUUGGCUCGGCUCCCCAUGUACAUCCUGCUGGGCAACUUCUCCUGGCUGGAGAUAUGUUAUGUGACAACCACUGUGCCCCGUAUGCUCUUCGACCUGGCAUCCCCUCAUGGGGUAAUCUCGUUUCGUGAUUGUUUCCUCCAAUUCUAUAUCUUCUUCUCUCUGGGCACAACAGAAAAUUUAUUUCUCUCUGCCAUGGCCUUGGAUCGCUACUUGGCCAUCUGCCACCCACUGCGCUACCCAAAACUGAUGUCCCAGGACUCCUGUUAUGCCCUGGUGGCAGCUUGCUGGGUUCUUGGAUUCUUAUGGUAUUCUAUCCCAGUGAUCUGGAUCUCCAGGUUGUCCUUCUGUGGCCCCAACAUCAUUGAUCACUUUUUAUGUGACCCUGGGCCAAUACUCUCCCUGGCCUGCCCCCCACUAGGAAAUGUUCCCCAGGUCUGCCAGAUUUUAAUGAACACUGUAUUUUUAGUGAAUGUUGUCUUUGUUGUGUUUUCCUACAGCAUUGUGAUUGUCACCCUAAUGAAAACCUCUAACCAAGGCAGUCGUAGGAAGGCUUUCUCCACCAUACUGAUGCACGUACUGGUGGUGACCCUUUUCUACGGAUCCAUAGCAGGGAUGUACUUAGCUCCAGGUGGAGAAAAGCAAUCAGAGGUGACUAAGGCAGUAACACUCUUCUACUCAACCAUUACACCCUUUCUCAACCCCAUGAUAUAUUGCCUAAGGAACAACCAGGUGAAGGAGGCACUGAGUAGGUUGCGGCGAAGAAAGGGGAGGGGAGAAAAAUGA
Molecule: messenger RNA, 945 nt
Organism: Hemicordylus capensis (graceful crag lizard)
Lineage: Eukaryota; Metazoa; Chordata; Lepidosauria; Squamata; Cordylidae
Product: olfactory receptor 11G2-like
Exons: 1
Coding region: 1-945 (314 amino acids)
Biological process (GO): G protein-coupled receptor signaling pathway
Cellular component (GO): membrane
Molecular function (GO): olfactory receptor activity; G protein-coupled receptor activity
Source: RefSeq, a predicted model, not a curated record